AUGAGGGUGCCGGUGGUUGCGGCCAUUGGCGUGGAUAUUACCAAGAUUCUGAGGUUUGAAAGGCUUCUUAACAAGCCCAAACCGUUUGUCAACAAACUAUACGGGAGAAUUCUCCAUCCCCAGGAAAGGAAAACCGUGGCUACUGCGCGUAGUCUUGCGGGAGCAUGGGCGGUUAAAGAAGCGGUGUUUAAGACUUUAACUGAUGACGAACAGCGUCAGUUUCAAUUUAAUCAGUGGUACCGCGUCUAUGAUGAGCUGGGACGCCCCUCAGUAGCUCAUGCCGACUUUGGCGUCGAUGAGUUUAUGGUGCUGCUCUCUCACGACGAUGACUUGCUCAUGGCCACAGUGUUGCGGCAAAAAUGGAUCGACAUCAAAUAG
Diutina rugosa is the source of this 378-nucleotide messenger RNA. RefSeq names its product holo-[acyl-carrier-protein] synthase (gene PPT2). NCBI's taxonomy places the organism in Eukaryota, Fungi, Ascomycota, Pichiomycetes, Serinales, Debaryomycetaceae. Bases 1 to 378 code for a protein of 125 amino acids. The record is from RefSeq and is a predicted model, not a curated record. Gene Ontology annotation, molecular function: magnesium ion binding; holo-[acyl-carrier-protein] synthase activity. The transcript has a single exon. Gene Ontology annotation, biological process: fatty acid biosynthetic process.